Molecule: messenger RNA, 777 nt
Organism: Drechmeria coniospora
Lineage: Eukaryota; Fungi; Ascomycota; Sordariomycetes; Hypocreales; Ophiocordycipitaceae
Exons: 3
Coding region: 1-777 (258 amino acids)
Biological process (GO): endoplasmic reticulum unfolded protein response
Cellular component (GO): endoplasmic reticulum membrane; Hrd1p ubiquitin ligase ERAD-L complex
Molecular function (GO): misfolded protein binding; ubiquitin-specific protease binding
Source: RefSeq, a predicted model, not a curated record
AUGGCCGACCUGUCCAUGGACAGCUACUGGCAGCUGCCAGCCAUGGCUCGAACUGCCGCGACGGCUGCGUUUGCCCUCUCCAUCUGCAUCCACCUGGGACUGGUUCCAGGAUGGUGGUUCGUCUGGUACCCGCGGUACCUGUGGAUGAUACCGCCUCAGAUAUGGCGUUUCAUAACGUCGUUUCUCAUCACAGGACCCAAGAUGGGCCUGCUUCUCGACCCGUAUUUUCUCUACUCGUACAUGAGCCAGCUCGAGGUGAACAACCCGCGAUUCCCCCGAAAGGAGGACAUGAUCUGGUACCUGAUGUUUGUCGGCGGAACCAUCAUGACGUUGAUCUACCUCUCCGGCUUUGGCUUCACCAGCUUUCUCUCGGCCUUGAUUGUGGCCAUGUGCUACACGACGACGCAGGAACAGCGCGGCAUGAAAGCCAACUACAUGGUCGUCACCAUACCUGCCCAGAUGGCCCCAUACGUCAUGCUCCUGAUGAACCUCCUCUUUCCCGGCGGCGCCAUGAACUUGCUGUUGCAGAUUCACGGCCUUCUCGCCGCUCAUUUGUUUGACUUUUUGACCACGAUUUGGCCCCAGUAUGGUGGCGGGAAAAACCUACUGCCCACGCCUGCCUUUCUGACCACGGUCGUCGGUGGUUUUGUAGCUGUGCAUCACCGUCUUGCAGUGGCUCUCGGUCUUCGUUCUCCGUAUGACGUCGCGCCUUCUGGUUCGGGUUCAGCCGUCGCGGACAAUUGGCGGGCAAGAGGUGCUGGUAAGCGACUGGGAUGA